AUUAUUUACUGUCAAGGCCUAACUAAGUAACUCAAUUGAAAGAGCUGGCCACUAUCAUUCAAAACCUAAUUAUAAUACGUACACUAAGUGAUGAAGCUUUCUAGUGGUUGGGAGAUGGAAGGGUUGAAACCAGUGAUACUAAUGGUGUUACUACAGAUAUUAUAUGCAGCGUUGAACGUGUUGUAUAAGCUCGCUAUAUUUGAUGGAAUGAGCAUGAGAGUUGCUUCUGCUUACCGUCUCAUGUUUGCUUCUGCCUUUACUCUCCCACUUGCUCUCUUCUUUGAUAGAAAUAACCCACCAAGAAUUACCAGCAAGGUGCUUAUUAUGGAAUGUCUUUGUGGAUUUUUCGGCGGAAGUUUAUUUCUCAACCUUUAUUUUGCGGCCCUGUCUCUGUUGCCCGCGACGUUCAUGUUGGCCAUCAACAACCUUGCUCCGGCUGUCACCUUCGUUAUGGCCAUAAUUUUCGGUUUGGAAAAAUUGAACUUGGGAUCCGCAGCGGGAAAAGCAAAGGUACUAGGAACAGUAACUGGAAUUACAGGGGCAAUGGUGUUAAGCUUUUUCAGAGGUGUUGAAAUUGAUAUUUGGUCCACACACAUAGAUCUCUUGCAUCGUAAUCAUCCUCCACCACAUGCUGAAUAUGCCAACAAACUCUUGGGUCUCACAUUUGCCAUAGCAAGCUGCUGCUCCUUUUCUCUCUGGCUCAACAUUCAGGGUAAAAUGAAUGGUAAAGAAUACCCAAGGCAUCACACAGGGACAGCAUUGAUGUCCACAAUGGGCGCAAUACAAGCCACUGUUUUUGCUCUUUGUGUUGAUAGGGAUUGGACCCAAUGGCGCCUUGGUUGGAACAUAAGGCUUCUCACUGUGGCUUACGCGGGAAUCGUAGCAUCGGGUAUAGUGAUUAUAAUUACUGCGUGGUGCAUAAAAGUGAGAGGCCCUCUAUUUGCGUCUAUUUUCAAUCCUCUACAGCUUCUGCUUGUGGCUAUUGUUGCUUCUUUGAUUCUCAAUGAGAAUUUAUAUUUAGGAAGUGUGGUUGGAGGAGUGGUGAUCGUGAUUGGCUUGUACACGGUGCUAUGGGGAAAGAGCAAAGAAAUUGAAGAGAAGCAGAGGAUGGAUGAGUUAGUUUCAUUACAAAUAAUGAAUAAUAAUAAAGGGUCCCAAGUUGUUGAUGUUGAUGUUGUUGUUGAUCAUAAAAGUGAACAACACAACAAUAUACAGUGACUAGUAGUGGGUGUUCAUCACUUCAUCGUCAUAUCAAACUACCACUACUACUACGUACGUACAAUGCUGUUUCCAUUCGUAUGGAAACACACAAUUAUUCAACACAAAAGUCAUGUCAUCUCAUCAUCCCAACACACAAGAAUUGUUGAAUACUGAAUAUUUAUGUACAGUUAUUUUCAUCUGAAAUUAAUAAUGUAAAUUUUUAUAUUUUUGUA
Arachis duranensis is the source of this 1433-nucleotide messenger RNA. Its product is annotated as WAT1-related protein At1g25270. The transcript has 6 exons. The record is from RefSeq and is a predicted model, not a curated record. Gene Ontology annotation, molecular function: transmembrane transporter activity. Bases 91 to 1218 code for a protein of 375 amino acids. Gene Ontology annotation, cellular component: plasma membrane. Lineage: Eukaryota; Viridiplantae; Streptophyta; Magnoliopsida; Fabales; Fabaceae.